CAUCAGCCUCUUGAUUCCUUUCACCUUCAUACAAUCGAUAAAGAACGAAAUUAACAAGACUGCACGAAGUUAUCCGGCGCAAUCGAAGACUUCACCUUCUACACUCUGUUGUCUUCUUUUUAUUUUCACUUCUCUCGUAUCAUUGGACUCCUUUUCAAUCAUAUUUACGUCCGUCAAAACAAUCAAACAUUGACGCUGAGCAUCUCGAUACCAACAUCACAACCACAGGAUGGCUUCCUGGGGUCUACUUGACGACAAGGAGGAGAAUGAGCUCCACAAGUCACGACUUCUCAACGUGGAAGAGAAGCCCUUCAAGCGCGUGACUAAGCGUCUUAGUACUCUUCACUCCUUAACUCUCUCGAGAGCUCGUCAAGCACCCACCCCGCCUCCGGAGGGCAAUGGCGCGACUGCUGGAACUACCGAGCAGGAAGUCCAAACGCCCACCGUGACCGGCGAUUCGGCCACAUCAGACCUCGCUCAGCUCAAGGAGGACAUCAUUCUGGAUUUUGCCGCCUUUGAUAGCAGCAUCGCGCGGCUUCAGUUCCUUCUGACUGCCAACGAGCGUGAGCGCGAACGAUAUGUUGCCGAGCGUGAGCGCAUUCUUAACACGGCACAGGCGGUGCGCAACAACACUGUCCAGCUACGUGUUCAACUAGAGCAGGCCCGUGCCACGCUUGAGGAGCGCAAGAAGUUCGAUGAGCUGGCUGAUAAGAUCACCAACAACCCUGCUUUGCGUACCAGGGCAGAGCAGGCGGCGAACCUGAGGAAACUGGAGGAGGAAAUUGCCGAGUUAAAGACGGAGAGCGAGACCUACGGCAUUACGUGGCAUGAGCGGCGCGACCAGUUUGCCAAAAUUAUGGAUGAGAGCAUGCGGUUGAGGCGGUUGAUCCGUGAUGAGAAGGAGGAGGUGGAGCGCCGCGAAGGCAUGGGCGAUGACGAAGGCGGUGCCGGCGACACCGAGGCGGACGCCGGACAGACCCCUCGGCCCGGGAUUUCUAGCGGCAAUGCAACCCCGAGGCCGGACAGCGGACUACCAACGAAGAGCGGAGUGGAGAGCGGUGACGCCGCUGGCACACCCCAUCCCGUCUCGACACAUGGCGCCAGAACACCGGCGCGCGAUACUCCUGCCCCGGGUGAUGAGAACCAGUCAUUCCUCAAGCCGCCUCAUGACGUCUCGGGAGGUUACUCGCAAACGACAAGCCAGGAAGCGAGCCGCGAAGGUUCUAUUACCAGAGGUGAUGGCAACGAAGCGACACAGGGAACCGAUGUGGAGAUGACUGAGGUCAAGGAAGAUGAGGAGGAAGUCGAGGAGCCGGAUAGUCCUCUUUCGCCUCUGCCGGACCAGACCCCGCCGCGACCGCGGAUCACGGUUGACGGUCCUAAUGCAGAUGAGGACACCAUGGACACCACGUAAGGAUAUGAAGUAUAGGGAAUGGUGUUAUCGAGCAGUGGAAUGAAUGGUGUAGCUAUGUACGUUAAAUCCGGCUAAGCUCUCUUGUUAAUAUCAUGGGCCCAAAAUCCAGCUUGAGUGUACCUGUGGUUUAUGUCGAAAUCCCUGUGGUUACCUCUUCAAAGACGUCCAAAGCCCAAUCACUCCGCAGUUUUCACCGUAUCUCGAUACUUGGUAAAUUUGCACC
Messenger RNA from Neurospora crassa OR74A, 1637 nucleotides. RefSeq lists its product as hypothetical. Lineage: Eukaryota; Fungi; Ascomycota; Sordariomycetes; Sordariales; Sordariaceae. Gene Ontology annotation, cellular component: THO complex part of transcription export complex. Bases 230 to 1414 code for a protein of 394 amino acids. The record is from RefSeq and is a predicted model, not a curated record. Gene Ontology annotation, biological process: mRNA processing; mRNA export from nucleus. The transcript has a single exon.